UUAUUAUUCUCCCCACUUGAUUGCGAGAGAGAGAUAAAGGUCGAGAAGGUCUUUUCAUCUUCCUUGAUCCUCAUCGUUUCGCCUCUCUCCCAGAAUGCUCAUCAGAAACAAUAAUCUCCUUUUUGUCUCCAUGAUGUGCUUUCUCUUCUAAUCUCCGGCGAAAGAGACUUCAAAACAGAGGACAGAGAGAAGCUAAUCUAUGGCCGCCGCUAUGACCGAGAAGGAAGCUAUGGUGGAUCCUUUCCUGGUCGAAGCUCUCCAGAACCCUCGUCACCGUCUCACCAUUCUGCGUAUGGAGCUCGACAUUCAAAAGUUAUUCCAAAACCCUGACCAGCUUCAGUUCGAGUUCCAACCCUUUCCAACGUCUUACCUCCGUCUCGCCGCACACCGAGUCGCUCAGCAUUACGGACUAACGACUAUGUCUUUGGAGAACGGUAACGGUUCUCUAGACGGAUCCGACAACAGAAUCUUGGUGACUAAGACAUCCGAGAGCAGGUUUCCUCACGUCUGCUUAUCAGAAAUCCCCGUUAAGCAGCCUGAGAACGGUAGACCGGAGGGCUUCAAGAUUGCGAUCAAGGCUAGACCCAAGAGAGGAUCCGGGAGCGGAGGCAGCGGGUCUGGAGUGCAGCAGAAUCUUCUGAGAAGUGUUGAGGAGAGGAAAGAAGAGUAUGAUAAGGCCCGUGCUCGGAUCUUUAACAGUCCUAGUAGUUCCGACUCUGAAGAUUCUCCUCCUCUUGAAGGUGUAAACCGAAAUGAGAAUGACGUGGCGGUUAGUAAUAGCUCUGUUGAUGCUGGUGGUUCUCGGACUUCUAGAGUAGCUAUCAUCAGAGAUAGAGAGAAAGAUCGGUAUGAUCCGGAUUAUGACAGGAGCUAUGACAGAUAUGUAGCGGAUCCUGCCUACAGGUACGUUAGGGUCAUGCCGUCUGGUCAAAGCUUCAGUCCGAUGCCAAUGCAUAUGCCGUUUCACGAUGGAGGCUUCUUGCAGAUGCCUAGAGGUCAUCAAGCCAAUCUAAGCUACGGGCAUCCGGCUAUGGUUCCGUUUAUUAACAACCCGGGUGGUUACACACCGUGGCCAAACUUGCCUUCUAUGAACUAUGUGCAGUCGUUGAACCGUCCAGACUUCAGGCAUCCUUCUGCAAGCAAUCCCUGACGACAGUUUAGUGUUUUUGAGUACUUUCAAUGUGUCUGUAUUAAGAAAACAGAAUCUAUAGAUAUUUUAUUAGCAUUUAGGAGCUCUUUGUUAUGUUCAGAACACUGGCUGCUUCCUUCUUGUAUAACAAGACAUCUACUCUAUCUUUUGAAUCUCUUUUUCUUAAUUAUAUUUACCUUCAUCGAA
Messenger RNA from Brassica napus (rape), 1336 nucleotides. RefSeq lists its product as uncharacterized. NCBI's taxonomy places the organism in Eukaryota, Viridiplantae, Streptophyta, Magnoliopsida, Brassicales, Brassicaceae. The transcript has 4 exons. The record is from RefSeq and is a predicted model, not a curated record. Gene Ontology annotation, molecular function: nucleic acid binding. The coding region runs from base 200 to 1150 and encodes 316 amino acids.